AUGAACCUUUGGGCUUCCCUUUUCGUGCUUCCCAUUUACUUUUUCGUCCCAUCAAACCCAUGUGCAGCCACCAGCAGUAGUACAUCUCCAAGUAAAGUUUCAAACAUUUGAUUCAUCUGAAAAUUUACUGAUUUGCAGCUACAACCACUACCACCACUACCACCACUACCGACGCUUCAGUUACGACGACAACAACUGUAACCACAACGACCACUGUCGCGUCAGGUAACGUUUUGAAAAUAUUUUUUAAAUUUAACUUAAAACUUAACAACAUUUCACUCGUGAAUAACUUUAUUUCUCGAAAUUCGUGUGAAAAUCCAUCUGAAGUGGUCAUACUUUCGCCGGCAUUUCCUCGAAACGGGAAAAACCGAAAAGAAUCCAAUUAUCAUGAAUGACCUCUUAUGUUCGGAAGAGAUGUGUGAAGACGAGAAUACCGCCCCGAGAACGAAAUGACGCACGAGUAUUCCGUUUUUCGGUCUUUGUACUGUCCAGGGUGAGCUUUCCAUUGCAGCCUGCACAACGUGCACCACUUCGUUGAUUACCAUUGUAACUGGCAAUGAUGGCGAUGAGGUGAGAGAUCAAAAUAUGGUAACCGGUAAUCAUUUCAUUUCACAGACACCUAUUUCUGCGCUGACCACUGACACUAGCGGAUGUCUGGUCUUAACUUACACGUGUGCGAGAACGCCUGUCGUCUCCACUGACGUCGUUUUGAUUACGGUAGGACUCAAAAACUCUAUUCUUUCACUUUUCAUCAACUUUUGUUAUUUUUCAGUACUACAGUGACAGUGAGACGCCGAAUGACGUGGGUACUGAAUCUGGAACGGGUUCAACGACCGCCUCGUUGACUUGUGUCGACGGCCACUGGGAAAAUGCCGGAAUUGAAAUUAACGAUAUUGAGUGUCAAAUUAUUACUUAAAACUCGGUUUGUUUUGGUGAUUGGUAUAGGUAUCGGUAUGAUCAAUAAUAAUUUUAAGUUUAAUAAAUGUAAUAACAUAAUACGGUUGCAGAAAGUAACAUAACUUCCAAUAAAGCGUGUGAUAAGUGUUCAUACUCGAUAUUUUCAUGUCAAGAUGUAGCAAAACAUCUGUACAUACCUUUCUUGUCUUUCAAUUUGUUCUGCUAUGUUUUAAGUUCUUCUCACUCUUGUUUUCAGAAAUGAACUCCCUGCUCGCUCACUUUUUAGCUUUCUGCAUAGCCGUAAAAACCGCAGAAACAUGUGUGGCGACGACCGGAGGAUCAACGACUACAGUAACCACUACUACUACUACUACUACUACCACUACUACCGCCGCAGGUAACUUUUUCAAUGUUUUUUGUUGAAAUUUCAGAGAUUCAGAUUGUCAAUCAUGCCUGCUCUCUGCGACGACCAUCAUCAGCAUCAGUGCGGGCACGAAAGCGUUCACCAGUGACACAAUUGACACCAGCGAAACGUGUGCGAUCAGAACUUCCGUUUGUGACGGUAACAGUGCUGAUUCGGGAGUCAUGAUUUCGGUGAGACCUCUUUCAUUUUCUGUUUUUUUUCGAAAGUUUUUGUGUUUCAGUACAAUGAAGAUGCGGACGGUGUGGACACUGGCACUGGCACGGUUACUUCUGUUCUGAUCUGUAAUUCUGCGGGACAAUGGACCAAGGAUGGAGUGGUUAUCACUGAAAUUGAAUGCCAGUCUACAUAA
Caenorhabditis sp. 36 PRJEB53466 is the source of this 1670-nucleotide messenger RNA. Lineage: Eukaryota; Metazoa; Nematoda; Chromadorea; Rhabditida; Rhabditidae. The record is from the annotation of a GenBank genome assembly.